Molecule: messenger RNA, 977 nt
Organism: Ixodes scapularis (black-legged tick)
Lineage: Eukaryota; Metazoa; Arthropoda; Arachnida; Ixodida; Ixodidae
Product: twist-related protein
Exons: 1
Coding region: 1-804 (267 amino acids)
Molecular function (GO): protein dimerization activity
Source: RefSeq, a predicted model, not a curated record
AUGGACAUCGACAGCGUAGCACUGGAGUCGUUCCUCGAGCUCAACUUCCCAUCUGAGCUCAACUUCUCAACUCCUAUCGACUUCCACUUCAACAACAGCAGCAACAAUCACAACAGCGGCGAAACGGUAGCUCAAUGCACACAACAGUCCGCCGUGAGCAGCAACCCAUUUCCACAUUCCUCGACAUCAGGCCUCAACCCCGCAGUCCCGCUGCCCAACAACCCCACCUCCCAGCCGCAAAACUCUGGAAGACCACUGCGAUCCUGUCGACUCAACCCGGACUAUAACCUGAGACCACGCUCAGUCCAGGUACGGAUAGAGUCUGAACAGCGUCGAAGACAAGUAACCAAGAAGGAGCCCAAGCCCAAGCAGAAGCCGCCUCCUCUCUCCAAGUACAGGCGAAGAACGGCGAACGCGAGGGAACGCUGUAGGAUGCAGGAGAUCAACAGGGCCUUCGAGGAGUUGCGGGCUGCCGUGCCUGUCAUCCCCGCACUGACCAAAGAGGAGGAACGCCAGGAGGAGUUGAGGCGGCAACAGGACAAGAACGGCGACUCCAACAAGCUCACCAAGAUCACCACGCUGCGGCUGGCCGUCAACUACAUCGCGGCUCUCACGCAGAUCCUCAGACAAGCGGACGAGGCCGACGAGAGGGCGUCUGAAGUGGACUCGGUGCAAAGCCUCGAUUCUCUCGAAUCCAGCUUGGACUUUGGGGACGAUCCGUUACUGAUGCCUUCAGACCUGGUCGGCAUGAUCCUCGAGUCAGACGGAGAGAGCCUUCAACUCAGCGACGAGUCUACGCCUUGAAAGAAGAGAUCGACUGAAGUAAGUGCCCCUCACGCUUGAAGACGAUAACUCAUGGUGUCUUCGUCGGAUCCUAGGGUGCCUUCGUUCACGGAGGACAACGGUUGUGAGAGCUGUCUUCCAGACAACGUCCCGCCACUAGAGUUUUGUGACAGUCCUACAAUAGGGAUCGGGUA